Peronospora matthiolae is the source of this 354-nucleotide messenger RNA. Lineage: Eukaryota; Oomycota; Peronosporomycetes; Peronosporales; Peronosporaceae. The record is from the annotation of a GenBank genome assembly.
AUGAAUAUGUUGGAUGAUGAAGAUGACCAAAGCUUUCACGCUACGCGUGACGGCUACUCCCAUUUGAGCGAUGUCGAAUGGGAUGCGGUUGAACGAAUGGGUUCGACCAUGGGCAUCCAUGCUGUUAGCGUCAUGCUAGAGGCUCUCAAUAGAGAUGCCCAACAUGCUACUAUCGCCAAGUUCAUUCAAAAUGAACUUGACGCAGAACGCGAGAAAGUAGCCUUGCUUCACCAACAAGGUUCUCAACAAGCAGAGUUGUUGAGAGAACAAGGUGCUCAACAGUUUGAACUGUUGAGACAGCAGCAGGCUGCUGCUGGCGGGUCGAUGCACUCGCGUCGGCCCGAGAGACCUUGA